Cottoperca gobio is the source of this 3431-nucleotide messenger RNA. It is a transcript of the gene mdga1, whose product is annotated as MAM domain containing glycosylphosphatidylinositol anchor 1. Gene Ontology annotation, molecular function: axon guidance receptor activity; protein binding. Gene Ontology annotation, biological process: homophilic cell-cell adhesion; synapse organization. The record is from RefSeq and is a predicted model, not a curated record. NCBI's taxonomy places the organism in Eukaryota, Metazoa, Chordata, Actinopteri, Perciformes, Bovichtidae. Gene Ontology annotation, cellular component: neuronal cell body; axon; plasma membrane.
UUCCUCUGCCCGCUUCUCUCCGUGCGUAAAACAAAAGUUUAACACACCAAGGAGAUCAUUUGAGAGGUCUGGGAGCUCAGCAAACUCUCCACUGUAGCUACUCCCCGGGAAUUGUAAAGCUCGCACCGGACGCCCACUGGAGGAGGAUAUAUAACUUUUCAACACAUUUUGUGGAGAGACACGGAGACAGGUUGGUCUAGCAGAGAGCGGAGGGAUCCUCUUCGCUUAGCCGGGAGGAGUGCGCGUAGCGCUGGGUAGCUGACUGACCCAAAGGACGGCACCUCAGAGACAAGGUUAUGACGGAACUGAGCUGAACAUGGAGCUUUUUUGGAUUUUGUUAUUUUCUAGUGCCUAUCCUCUUGCCUGGGGCCAAGGAGUUUACGCUCCAGCCAACGCCCAGAUCGUGCACUCAGGCGCAGCGUGUAACGUCAAGGAUGAUAACAUCAGUGAGAGAAUCUACACCAUCAAAGAAGGAGACACACUAGUGCUUCAGUGUAUUGUUAAAGGACACCCACGGCCACAGGUACGAUGGACGAAGACGGCAGGCAGUGCAUCAGACAAGUUCCAGGAAACAUCCAUCUACAACGAGUCGCUGCGCAUCGAGGGCAUCCAGAGGGUGCAGGGGGGUCGCUACUACUGCAAGGCCGACAACGGGGUGGGGGUGGCUGCCAUCAAGUCCAUCCGCGUAGAUGUGCAGUACCUUGACACACCCGUUCUUACGGUGCACCAGACCAUCAGCGAUGUGCGUGGAAGUUACUACCAGGAGAAGACGGUGUUCCUGCGCUGCACCGUCAACUCCAACCCUCCCGCACGAUUCAUCUGGAAACGUGGGAACAUGCUCAUCGAACAGAGCAAGGACAACGGAGUGGACAUCUACGAACCGCUUUACACUCAGGGGGAGACCAAGGUGCUGAAGCUGAAAAACCUCAGACCAAAGGACUUUGCUGAUUACACGUGCCAGGUGUCUGUCCGCAAUGUGUGUAACAUCGAAGACAAGUCGGUCACCUUCAGGCUUACAAAUGCCACGUCUCCUCCAAUGAUCCGGCUGUCAGUGAACGACACGGUGGUGGUGGAUCCCGGGCAGGAUGUGCUCCUAACCUGUGAGGUGACAGCAGGUUUCCCUCUCCCUACUGUGAUGUGGUCGCGUUACCCCAGCCCCCUUCCACUCAGCGCGCAAGUCCGAGGGCCAACGCUGAUUUUGCGGGCCGUCACACCAGCCGACGCAGGUUUCUACAACUGCACGGCUGUCAACAACGUGGGCAACCCCGCUCGCAAGAACGCCAAUCUGGUUGUCAGGACGAUGAGCAACCUGACCUUCCAGAUCACACCGGACUCCAACAAGGACAGCGAGACCAUCCAGAUGGGUCGGGACCUCAAGCUGUCGUGCCACGUUGAUGCCACCCCGCAGGACAAGGUCAACUACACCUGGUACAAGAACGCUGCGCCUGUCUUCAACUCGGAUAGCCUGAUCUUGUUGCGGAGUGACCCAGACAUGGCACCCGGCACCAGUAGCUUGGAGAUUGUGGACAUGAAGUUCAGAGACCUUGCUACCUACAGCUGUGUGGCGAACUUCCCCGGCAGCAGGGUGCUGGAGCUCCGCGUGGAUGUCAACAUCUCUCAGAACAGUGUCUCUCCUCCAGUGCUGUUGGUUCCACCAGGAGGUCAGGUGUUGAGCGUGCGACAGGGAGGUAACAUCGAGCUGGUGUGCUUGGUGGUGGACGGCAAACCUCGUCCACCUAUACUCUGGUCACGGACAGAAAAGGACCUGCUAAUGCCGACAGGGAGGACCACGAUGGAGACAGCCGAUGGCCGCCUGAGGCUCAGGAACGUCAGCCGGGACAUGAUGGGGGCGUACCGGUGCCAGACUGCUCCGUACAAUGGGCUUAACAUCAAACGCAGGGAGGCACAGGUCCAGCUCAAUGUGCAGUAUCCUCCCAUUCUGGAUCCAAGCUUCCAGGAUACGCGUUCAAGGAACUAUCAGAUGGUGACCCUGAGGUGUACCGUCACGCGGUCAUUCCCAACACGCCUAUUAGACAUCCGCUGGUUCUAUAACGGCGACUUCAUCCGCAUGCCCAUGCCAGACCUGAAGGAGACGCCGGAGCUGAAGUUUAAGCUGGAACCCACCAACAACGGCUCUUAUGAGUGCCGAGUCAGCAAUAGUGUCGGGACAUCAACGUGCACAUUUAACGUCUCUGCACAACCCUACUGCGCUGAGUUCUAUUUCGACACACCAAACCCCGUGCGAAUUCUAAAAGGAAACAACUAUUCCUACAACCUGCAGUGGACACAGAAAGAUCCUGAGGCCACGGAUCGUAUCAUAGGCUACUGGGUUAAUGUCCGAAAGAACAAGCAGAACGUGCUGUCAAAGCAGAUAGACCUGAAGGGCAAGGAGCCGGAGAAGGGAGUGCUGAUAUCCCACACCAUAUCAGACCUGAGAAUCCCUCUGUCCUACGAGGUCCGACUGGCCCCCAUCACCACCUAUAGCACUGGGGAAUACAUCAGUCGCAUCAUACAGUACUCAGAACCCUACACCUACCCAAGACCUUCAGACCAUGUUUGUGGUUUUGAAGAUGACAGGGUCUGUGGUUUCUCUCAAGACCGAAGUGAUGUCUUUGACUGGACGAGACAGAAUCACCUGACGCAGAAUCCCAAGCGAUCUGCCAAUACCGGCCCCGAGACAGACCGCAGUGGAACCAAGGAAGGGUACUACAUGUACAUUGAAGCGUCACGGCCGCGUGUUCAGGGGGACAAGGCUCGUCUGCUUUCUCCGCUUUUUAACGUGACCUCAGUUAGAGGACCCAAGGGCUCCGGCAGAGUCCCAUACUGUGUCUCUUUUUACUACCACAUGAAGGGAAAACAUAUCGGCUCUCUCAAUGUGCUUCUGAGAGUGAGAAGCAUUGCCCCUGUGGACUCGGUGUUGUGGUCGAAGUCUGGUCAUCAGGGCCCGGACUGGAAGAGAGCAUUCUUCGACAUCAGCCCCAGUGGACCCUUUCAGAUCGUGUUUGAAGGAAUUCGAGGCCCGAGUUUCGAGGGGGAUAUUGCCAUUGACGACGUGUCCAUCACCAUCGGGAAGUGCAAGCAGGAGAACACUGUAGCCAGCGCAGUUCUGAUUGGUGGAUCACACUCGCUCCCAUUGGCCAGCUGGCUGACCUUUGGCCUCUCGUGUGUCCUGUCGCUCCUCUACAGAUGAUGAGCACUUCCUGCAACACCACCUGUCUGUAGUGACAGACUCUGCCCUGUCUCGCGCUCUUAUACUUCUCUCUACCCUUCUCCUUGUCCUUUCCUCUACACACCCGUCACCCUAACUGUCUCUCCUUCUCCCCCUCGAUGUCUUUCUAUCCUUCAUGCAUCCGUUUCAUCCUUCUUGCUUAGAUAAAUGCUAACACGACGUCUUUGUCUAGUUUCUCCUCCUCUGCUUUCUUUGAACAUCC